This is a messenger RNA of Pelobates fuscus (common spadefoot toad), 8350 nucleotides long. RefSeq names its product ras responsive element binding protein 1 (gene RREB1). NCBI's taxonomy places the organism in Eukaryota, Metazoa, Chordata, Amphibia, Anura, Pelobatidae. The record is from RefSeq and is a predicted model, not a curated record. Gene Ontology annotation, biological process: regulation of transcription by RNA polymerase II. The transcript has 14 exons. The coding region runs from base 74 to 5368 and encodes 1764 amino acids. Gene Ontology annotation, cellular component: nucleus. Gene Ontology annotation, molecular function: DNA-binding transcription activator activity, RNA polymerase II-specific; RNA polymerase II cis-regulatory region sequence-specific DNA binding.
CUUUCAUGAACUUCUUUAUGAAUCCUAAAGUGACCUCUGUGGUGAUUGGGAGAGAAAGCUGGCACUUGCCCCGAUGGAAAAUCAGGCUGCUGUGUACUGGUGCUGUCCUGGAGGAGGUGUGAAAGGGAUGCUGCCAGCAAACUACUCUAGCGGGCCUUGCCAGUUUCAGCAUUUCCAGCAACAGCCAGGGAGCUUGGUGGUUGAAGCCAGAGUCCUUGCUCUGAAUGACUCCAUAUUAGAUGUCACUAAAAGCACGUUGGAAGAGAAAAACAUCAAGCAAGUCACACCGCCUAAUCUAGAUAACAUGGCCAUGGAAAAUGGAGAGCAAGAGCCUAUGAGCACUUCAGAGCCAUUAAAACCAGUCGGCCUUCUUAAUGGAUCAGAAGUAAAUGACUUGUCAUCUGUCAAUGCCAUGAUGUCAGCAGUGAUGAGCGCAAACAAUGUUUCUGAAAAUAGCGGGAGUCAUCAAAACACUAAAUCACCAGCUAAAUCUCCUGCUCCCAAUCGGAUUGGCAGAAGAAAUCAGGAGUCAAAGGAGGAGAAAUCAUCAUACACCUGCCCUUUGUGUGAGAAAGUCUGCAAUUCACAGCAUCAGCUAACUAUGCACAUCCGUCAGCAUAACACAGACACCGGAGGGACAGACCAUAGCUGCAGCAUCUGUGGAAAAUCUCUGAGUUCAGCCAGCUCCCUCGACCGCCACAUGCUUGUUCACUCUGGAGAAAGGCCUUAUAAAUGUAACAUGUGUGGGCAGUCUUUCACCACUAAUGGGAACAUGCACAGGCACAUGAAAAUACACGAGAAAGACCCCAGUGCUGCAGUGUCUACAAGCCCCCCAUCACCACAAAAACGGAGAAGACUAACUUCUAAAAGGAAAUCCAUUCUUGAAUCUGAAACCGACAAAGAUGAGCCAUCACCGCCAAAAAAGACCAUGGAAGAAAUUCAACCUGUUGAACCACUGAAAAAGACAGAAGAUGUUGUCCACUGCCCUUUGUGUUUCAAAGAAUUUACAUGCAAGCCAGAUCUGGAUAGUCAUAUGGAGACACACCCUGAAGCCUCAUUGAAGUGUGAUAUUUGUUGCAUUUCAUUUCGCACCCACCGGGGCAUGCUGCGCCACAAUGCUGCAAUCCACAAGCUGCUCCCCAGAGACCCGUCUGGAAAGCCUUUUAUUCAGAAUAAUCCCUCCAUCCCCGCUGGAUUCAAUGAUCUGGGUUUCACAGACUUCUCUGCCAAAAAGUUCCCUCUCAUUUCCCAGAUCUGGUGCGAAACUAAUUUACGGAGGUGCAUCAGUGAAUUUCAUAGUUUUGUUUGUGAAAGCUGCAACAAAGCUUUUCCAAUGUUCUCUGCUCUGAAACUGCACAUGGAAACCCACAGCGAAGCCCAGCCCAACAAGAAAAACAAAUCAGAAAUCGUAACUGGAGAGAAUAGUGAUCAGAAAAGUUUUAUGGCAGCUCUGGGCCUUCAGUGUACCAAAGAUAUAAGGCCUGUUGUUCAGGAGAAAAUGCAAGACUGUUUACAGGCCAUACAACUCGAAACUCUGAUGAGUAACCUACCUCAGGAACUUGGUGGCACAGGCAUGCAGAAACGGUCUCAUUUAGAAGGGUCCUCUGUAGGUGGUUCUUUCUCAGUCUUGCCACCAACAAAGGAGAACUUAAAGUUGCUUUCUUUGCAGCCUUUUCAAAAGGGCUUCACCUUGCAACCUGACAACAGUAUAGUGGUCAAACCAAUCUCCGGUGAGCUGGCUGAUAUUCAGCAAAUACUCAAAAUGGCUGCUUCUGCACCUCCUCAGAUUAGUCUUCCCUCUGUUGGCAAACCAUCUCCAGUCAGCACACAGACCUUUUACAAACAUAUGCCUUCACUGAAGCCAAAGCCACUGGUGACUCCACGUACAGUUGUUGUUGCCGCCUCAACACCUCCGCCUCUACUUAACACUCAGCAGGCCACUCCAGGCUGCAUCAGCCCGAGCCUUCCUCAGCCACCACUGAGGUUGAUAAAAAAUACUGUGGAAUCUGCAACAAGCGCCAUAUAUUUGCAAUCCAGGUCUGGAGUCGGCUGCAGCUCCUUCCCUCAGAACAGUCAGACAUCAAACACAGACGCAUUGAGUCAGCGAGAAAAGACAACUCUGUUAGAACAGGACAGUAUUAUAGAAGCGUUUAUGCCUGUAGAUUUGGAUUCCAAGAUCAAACAAGAAGUAACUGAAGGAAACCUGAAAUCUAUUUCUGGGGCAAACCACAAAAAAGUUAACCAAUCGAGAAAAGACUCCCAUCCUUGCCGUUUCUGUGAUCAGGUAUUUUCCUACUCUGGUGUUUUGCGGGCUCAUAUCCGUACCCACUUGGGAAUCUCACCCUAUCAGUGCAACAUUUGUGAUUACAUAGCAGCUGACAAGGCCGCACUAAUUCGUCAUCUGCGGACACACAGUGGUGAACGGCCAUAUGUGUGUAAAAUUUGCCAGUACCCUUUUACUGUUAAAGCCAACUGUGAGAGACACCUGCGAAAGAAGCACCUUAAAAUCACCAGAAAAGAUAUUGAAAAGAAUAUUGAUUACGUGUCAACGAACACAGCUGAAAUGGUGGAUGCUCUGUGUUCUCCAGAUACUGUUUGUAAAUGCUGUGGGGAGGACUUGAAGAAUUACCGUGCUCUUCAUAUACACAUGAGGGGACACACUAACUUUCAAAAAAAGAAACCAUUUGAGUGCAAAGACUGUGGUACUACUUUCUCUGCCAAACGAAACUGCAUUCAUCACAUACUGAAGCAACACCAGCAUAUACAAGAGAAGGAAAUAGAAAACCACAUUUUAUCGAGGGCUUGCAGUCCUGAACAGACUAGAUCAGACUCCCCAAAUGUGGAGAAUAGCCGUUUCCAUGAUCAAACAUCUACCACCUCUUAUGUGGAAUCUCAGAAUGGUUUUCAACGUGAAGGGUACUCUGCUACACCUUUAAAAGUUGAUAUUACCACCUGCUUUGCCACAGACCUUGAUGAGCCUUUGGACUUCUCACAAAAGAGUAAGAAUCCUUAUGGGAUCCAAGUAAAGCAGGAACCAAUCUUCAACCAGUCAUUUUCCUCUGUUGAUUCCUCUAUGGAGCCAAUUGAUUUAUCCAUACCUAAGCACACUAAACAGGUCAAAGCUGACUCACCAUUUAUUGCAAAGACACAAGAGCAGGCUCCUGUGCCUGUUGGGCAGAUAUACAACUGUCAGCAAAGCCCCCUCACCUUAAGUGCCAAUGAAAUUGAGAAACCUGCAUCCAUUACACAUUCCAAACCAUUGAAAAAUGCUUUGCAUUUAACUGUACCUGUAAUUUCUCCUGCUGUUCUUGGAAGUGCAACUAUCCUGCGGCCACUAAGGCCUAAACCACCGCCUCUUUUGCCAAAGCUUUUAGUCCCUAAAGAUUUACCACCCCUGGCAUCUAUUGCACAAAUCAUAUCUUCUGUGUCAUCUGCAUCAACAUUGUUAAAAAGUGAGGUUACCACGCCUACUUCUCAGGUUGCUUCCAGCAAUUCAUCAGCCACUGACAAAACUGUGGCUACCCAAUCCAAGACAAUCCCUCACAAGGAAUCUCCAAUUUCUUGUGAUGCUCCCCAUACUGCUGGAAGCCUUGUUGCAUCUGACAACCCCACGUCCAAUAGUUUACCUGGAGGAGCAAAGAAACGCGGUCGAAAGAAAGGAACAAAAAACAAGCCAAAGGUUGCUAAUGCUCUGGAUCUUGAGUCAAGUGGUGAAUUUGCAAGUAUUGAGAAGAUGUUGGCCACAACAGACACUAACAAGUUCAGCCCUUAUCUGCAAUCUACAGAAGACCUCAAGGAGGUUAUUGAUCGCAAUGGAAGUAGUGAAGACGAGAGAGAUAGCAGUGAAGAUAAAAGAGGGAAGCGGAAUUCUUACUCCAACUCUGUGCAAAAAAUUACUUGCCCGUAUUGUCCACGUGUUUUUCCCUGGGCAAGCUCCCUACAACGACACAUGCUAACACAUACAGGUCAGAAGCCCUACCCCUGCGCAAAAUGCGAUGCCUUCUUUUCUACCAAAUCUAACUGUGAACGCCAUCUCUUACGCAAACAUGGAGUUGCCAACCUCUCCUUAAGAAGAAACGGUCUAAUGCCCCAGUCUAAAGAAAGUGAUGUUGGAUCCAAUGAUAGCACAGACAGCCAGUCUGAUGCUGAUGCAGAGAUGUCUGCUACAGAGAUUGAUGUGCUAGACCUGACUUCAGGGGAAAGGGAUAAGUCAGAAGUAGUUCCAAUAGUGGAAACUGAACAUUUACCCAAGAGUGAGAAAACUGAAACAAACAUGCUAGAUAAUGAAGAGGAAAUCAAAGAAAAAUCAGAUGAAUACAAGGAACACUUAGAGGAUGAUACUGUGAGCAACAAAAGUCUUGAUCUGAAUUUGGCCAGCAAGCUGAUGGACUUUAAAUUGUCUGCUAAUGAACAGAAUGCCAACAGCAGCAGCAGCAACUCCUGUGACAUUUGUGGGAAAAGCUUCAAGUUUGCAGCUACACUGGGCAGACACAAGAAGGCCCAUUUAUGUGAAAAUAAAGGAGAAGAGAAGAGCAGUGAAGAUGAGGGCAAAGGUUUAUCUGAUUCUCCCUGUGAUCUUUCUCAACAUGUCUCCAGCACAGAUGGUGUGGACAUGGAGGAAGAUCUUCCAGUGGACUUGAAAGUGUCAAAAUCUCCUAUGGAGAAUGAGCUCUCUGGAAACCGGAAGGGUGAUGGUGAAACUAUGUCUGCUGAAGAAGGUCUAGAAAAGAAGUCAUUGGACAGAAGUGAUGAUGACAAGGAAUCCAAAGCAAAUGAAACAAAGGGGACUUCCAAAGCAGACAAAAGAAAGAAGAUCUGCACUGUGUGCAGUAAACGCUUUUGGUCCUUGCAAGAUCUGACCAGACAUAUGAGAUCCCACACUGGCGAACGACCUUAUAAAUGCCAGACCUGUGAACGCACUUUCACUUUGAAGCACAGCCUAGUGCGCCAUCAGCGAAUCCAUCAGAAAGUUAAAGAUCUGAAAAGUCAGGGCAAAGACAGCGAGAAGGAAGAUCGGGAACUAAGAUGUGAGGAAGAAAGUGAUGCUGAAUCCUUGCAAAGCAGCACCCAGCACACAUCAGAAAAUGAGUGUGACGCACCAUCUAGUGUUACUCAGUCAAUAACUAGAAGCAAAAAGGCACUAUUGGCAAACACAGCUGGUGAGGAAUCAUCUCAGAAAAGUGAAAAUAUUUCAGGUAGAAACACCCCAAAACAAGUUUCAGGGAUAGAUGGCAUUAAAGAUCCUGAAACUAUGAGAACCUCUGAACGAAAAAGCCUCACAGGCUUCUCAAAAGAGUCUGAAAAAUCUCCUUUGAAUCAUAUUCUUGUUGUCGCAGAGAGUGCGUUGGCUGUGAUGGAGGCUAAAUGAGCCAGAGCUGUUAGGAACCCAGCAUCUACCCUAAAAUAAAAUUGUAUUCUAUACAGUUUCUUUCAGCUACAAGGGAGUAUGGCGGGCCAUAUCAAGUGCCAUAACAUUUUGGUAAAAUGCAAAAAACUAUACUGAUUUUGAGUGCCUUACUACUUUACUACAUUUUUCGGUAUUGGACAUUUUUUAAGAAGAAGAAUUAAAAACAAACAAUAAAAACACUUGCUUAAAAAGUUACUUUAAAGAAAUAUUCAGAGAUGACCUAUUUCCAUGUAAGCAUUAAAAAUAUUUUGUCUAUGUGUGAACAAUUGUUCCUGUGCAUCACUGUCUUUCCUGAGAUAGGCACAUGGUUGUGGGGGAUGCCAUUGAUUACUACAGCCAAUAACUGGAAGAUAACGGAUUUUAAAUGGACAAUGAAGGGUUAUGCAAAACUACUUAUUUGUGUUUCCCUACUUUCCAGUUUUAGGAGUAGUGUUUUUCUUCUGCAUCCAUGGACUAUAUAAUAAAUGUCCUGUGUUUCAUGGAUGAAAGACCUUUGGAUGCUGGAUGAAGACCUUUGAAAAUUGGCAGAUGCUGUAAACCAGGAAAAAGGAUAUAUAAUAUAUAAAAUAUAGCAUUGAACUUCAAAACUAGAUUCCACUCAAGGUUUCUGAAUGGUGUUAUUGUUCAGUCUUUGUUCUACCUCAGAAUGAACACACGGAGCAUUCAGAUGAUAUUUUGUGUUUAACACAUGGAAAGUGCUACCCCCUGCCUAUGUCUCAAUUCUAUUUGCUUGAAUUCAACAGCUUACUAACCUCUGCAUUUUGCAGAACUGUUUGGGCAAUAUUUGCCUUUUCAAAAUAUACCAAUUUUUUUUUUUUUGUGGAUCCUGGUAAUAUAUACAUGUAUAAAAUAUAUAAAUAUAUAUCUACAUUUCCCCCCUGAAAUUCUAACCUUCAUCAGUUCUUGUAUUGCACCAUUCCUACUGUACUGUAAUCAACCCUGUUCUCAGUGAAAACAGAGGCUUGCAUGCAAUAGACUGACUUAUGCCGAGCUGGGUGAUGGAGAGACCAAGGAUCCCCCUAAUUCUCUAUCUUUGGGUGGUGUGGCAAUCAGAUGGACUGCGAAAACAAGCAAAAAGGUUCUGUCUUCCCACAAUCAUAAACAAAGCCUUACCUUCAUCUUGCUGGCACCUCUUAAUUCGGCAAGAACGUACUACUGGUAUAAAGAGAAGCUAGAUAUCGCCGUUUAUAAAGAGACUUUGUUCCUGAGGUAUUUUAGGUUGGUGCCUGGAGAUGAUCUUUUGUUUGAUUUCUUUAUGUAUGGUUGCAUGGAGUAUGUAUGUGAGUGUGUAUGUAUAUGUCAUACACGCACUCAUAUAGAUUGUUUGGAAUAUGAAAUGUACUCUACUGUAGCAGUGCAAUUUACUCUCCACUGUAUAUAUUGUGAUCUCUAAAUCUCUGGAGAAGUGAUUGAAUGUAUGCAUAUCUAUAUUUUGCUAUUCAAUCACAUUUUAGCCAUCCUCUGUAGACAUAUUGUUCUGGAGGUACAAAUCUAACCAUUGGUGCUAUAACAUGGGAGCUCUAGAAGUAGCCUGUGCGAUAUUGCCUCUUGGUAACUAUCCCAGCAUUUUUUGUUUUAGAAUAACCCAAUUGAUGUCAUUAUCAGUUAAAAUACUAUGGACCUCACAGAGGGGAUCUUUGCUCCAGCAGAGUUGCACUAUAAUAUACAGAUAAGCAGACAUGUAAUUGUGCACUAAUCACAAGACCUAAGGUAAUAUUUUGACCGAAUUAUGAUGGGAAGCCAAUAGCUACUGUAAUAUGAGCAUACAAUCACCAUACCAACUUGUUGCAAGAUGCUAAUGCAAAACAGAGCUCAAACCCGUACGAUAUUUAAGCAUCAUGUCAUCCCAGCCAACCUCUCCAGAAUAGCAAUGCUUGACAAUCAACUGACAUGGCCAGUAUUGCACAAUAGCAGCUGGCAUGCCUUGUGGAUAAAGCUCAGAAAGACUGGGCUGUAAAAAGAUAUAAUGUAUGUUAUGAAUAGCACAAAUGUGCACAUUUAUUGACCGAAAUAGUCUGUUUAGAUGAAUAAAAAACAAACAUGAAUCUGAACAAUGAUUCCUUAACAUUUAUUUUAAUUUUACAAAAGUGUUCUUAUUAAUUAUAACAAAAUUUACAGACGUCUUUGGGUUUUUAGAUGUUUUUUUUUAAUUGUAUAUCCACAUUACACAUUUUCCUGUGAAAUGAUGACAAAAUAAGUCAGAAAAACAGUGGCGCAUCUUUUCGCAAUAAUCAAUAAGGAGUGAAAGCUUUAUUUAUGUCUUUGUACCCUGAUAGAAAAGGCUUUUUUUUUUUUAAUUUGUACGUAAAUGAGAAGUGUCACUGUUUUCCGAUUGUCUGUUUUAUAUAAACUGUGAAAUGUACGCCAUGUUUAAACUCUGGGUGAAUCUUAGAUUUAUAGCUUGCAUGUUCCUGCUAAUUUUGUCUCCCCCUUUUUUUUUUUCUUUUUUUUUUUUUUUCUCUCAGGGCUUUGCAAAAUGAAUCUUCUGAAUUAUUUUAUGUUUGUCACUUUUUUUUUUGAGAUUUCAAAUUAACUGUUAAAUAUAAUUAAGACUGAGGUUUUUAAAUCACUACAAUAAGCACUUGACAAUAAUUAAAUAAAUGCAAUAUAUUGACUGAUCUCAAUAGCUGUGGCCACACAACAGUUAGGGUUCCAAAUUUAAAACAAUGAUUUCAUUUUUCCACUGAUUUUGUACAAAAGAUGUAAUAUCUAGUGAUUUUUCUUUCCACACCAUUUAUAAAACAGGAAACCGUGGAUAAAAUGUCGAAAUUCAUAUUUUUCUAAAGGGAAACUUUGAAAGUGCUGCUAUGAGUUAUGUACAAGACUGGUUUAUGCCACAUGAACAGAGAAUCAAUCACAUUGUUUUGGUACCUGUAUUCCUUCUCUUUAUUCUAUUGUACAGUACUUCCAAACUCAAAAUGAAAGCUGUUCUGUAUCAAACAA